GGGGGAUGGAUGGGGUUAUGCUCUGGAUCGUGAGAGCGUGGUGUGUGUGCGUAAACAAGACUGUGAGCACAGGUAUUUUUGAGGAAGGGAGUGGGAAUAUUAAGAUGUAUUUCUAGAAGCAUGACUGCAUGUGACAGUGUUUAUGGUGCCAAGGGGGGUGUCCAUCAGGGUAUGUGUGAAGUGGGACUCAUGUGUUGGUAUAUGUGUAUGGCAGGGGGAUGGGACCUAAAAGCAGGCAGGUUAGGUGUACAGAGCACCCUGAGCUGUAUAGGUCAGAGGGUGUGUAUACACCAGGGUGCAUGUCAUGAAGUCAGUGUGUUAAAUAGCAGAGUGGAUGAUUAGGGGGUUAGGGUAUGUUACGAGGUUGCACUAGGCUGUGGUUUGGGGGUGGUAUAUUGUGGAGUGCCCAAGUGGGCACAGUAUAUUUGGGUUUACAGUGUUUGCUGCUGUGCUAUGGGGUAUGGUAUGAAACACCCACGUUAGGGUAUGUGUAUAUGUAGUGGUUGUUAUUUGGGGUGGUUUGUGUGUGUACAAGCACAUGCAGGCUGGGCCUUCCUAAGCACCUGUCCCAUGAAGCCUUCAGUGCCUGACCCUUGUCACCACUCUGUGCUUGCCCCCACAGGAGCCACCACCCCUGACCAUGUAGAUGCCAGCUCCAGGGAGCAGCAUGGGCCCCACUGAAUGGAGACUCCUGGGUCUACAGCCCUGAGCCCCUCCGGCCCCUGGACGUUGCCCCGUGCCCAGGGACACCCCUUGGAGCUCACCACCGCUGUCGCCAGCCCACCUCGGCCGCCCCCUCCCCCUGGGACCCAAAGUCGGCCACCGGGAGCCACAGUCAUCCAGUGAGGUUGUGCUAAGGACAGGCACACGGAGCCAUCGCCCAGCAGCCUCUUGUCCAGCGCUGACUCUCGGGCCCACCCUGAGCAGGGACUGGGGCAAACAUGGGUGACAUGACCAACAGCGAUUUUUACUCCAAAAACCAAAGAAAUGAGUCGAGCCAUGGGGGCGAGUUCGGGUGCACAAUGGAGGAGCUCCGCUCCCUCAUGGAGCUACGGGGCACCGAGGCUGUGGUCAAGAUCAAGGAGACUUAUGGGGACACUGAAGCCAUCUGCCGGCGCCUCAAGACUUCACCUGUGGAAGGUUUGCCGGGCACCGCUCCAGAUCUGGAAAAGAGAAAGCAGAUUUUUGGGCAAAACUUUAUACCUCCAAAGAAGCCAAAAACCUUCCUGCAGCUGGUGUGGGAGGCACUGCAAGAUGUGACACUGAUCAUCCUGGAAAUCGCGGCCAUCAUCUCCCUGGGGCUGUCCUUUUACCACCCGCCUGGAGAGAACAAUGAAGGAUGUGCGACGGCCCAGGGAGGGGCAGAGGAUGAAGGGGAGGCGGAGGCGGGCUGGAUCGAGGGGGCGGCCAUCCUCCUCUCUGUCAUCUGUGUGGUCCUGGUCACGGCCUUCAAUGACUGGAGCAAAGAGAAGCAGUUCCGGGGCCUGCAGAGCCGCAUUGAGCAGGAGCAGAAGUUCACCGUGGUUCGGGCUGGCCAGGUGGUCCAGAUCCCUGUGGCCGAGAUUGUGGUUGGGGACAUCGCCCAGGUCAAAUAUGGUGACCUUCUCCCUGCUGACGGCCUCUUCAUCCAGGGCAAUGACCUCAAAAUCGACGAAAGCUCCCUGACGGGAGAGUCUGACCAGGUGCGCAAGUCCGUGGACAAGGACCCCAUGCUGCUGUCAGGGACCCACGUGAUGGAGGGCUCUGGACGGAUGGUAGUGACCGCAGUGGGUGUGAAUUCUCAGACUGGCAUCAUCUUUACCCUGCUGGGGGCUGGCGGUGAGGAGGAAGAGAAGAAAGACAAGAAAGGUGUGAAGAAGGGGGAUGGCCUUCAGCUACCAGCGGCCGAUGGUGCAGCAGGCUCAAAUGCUGUAGAUAGUGCAAAUACCAGCCUAGUCAAUGGUAAAAUGCAGGAUGGCAAUGUGGACGCCAGCCAGAGCAAAGCCAAACAGCAGGACGGGGCAGCCGCCAUGGAGAUGCAGCCCCUCAAGAGUGCCGAGGGCGGCGAUGCCGACGACAAAAAAAAGGCCAACAUGCACAAGAAGGAGAAGUCUGUGCUGCAGGGAAAGCUCACCAAGCUGGCUGUGCAGAUAGGCAAGGCAGGACUGGUGAUGUCGGCCAUCACAGUGAUCAUCCUGGUGCUCUACUUCACCGUGGACACCUUCGUGGUCAACAAGAAGCCGUGGUUACCCGAGUGCACGCCCGUCUACGUGCAGUACUUUGUCAAGUUCUUCAUCAUCGGUGUGACGGUGCUGGUGGUGGCCGUGCCCGAGGGGCUCCCUCUGGCCGUCACCAUCUCACUGGCCUACUCUGUGAAGAAAAUGAUGAAAGACAACAACCUGGUACGCCACCUGGAUGCCUGCGAGACCAUGGGCAAUGCCACCGCCAUCUGCUCAGACAAGACAGGCACACUGACCACCAAUCGCAUGACAGUCGUGCAGGCCUACGUGGGCGAUGUCCACUACAAGGAGAUCCCCGACCCCAGCUCCAUCAACACCAAGACCAUGGAGCUGCUCGUCAACGCCAUUGCCAUCAACAGCGCCUACACCACCAAGAUUCUGCCCCCGGAGAAGGAGGGUGCCCUGCCUCGGCAGGUGGGCAACAAGACAGAGUGCGGCCUGCUGGGCUUCGUGCUGGACCUGAAGCAGGAUUAUGAGCCCGUGCGCACCCAGAUGCCAGAGGAGAAGCUGUACAAGGUGUACACCUUCAACUCUGUGCGCAAGUCCAUGAGCACAGUCAUCAAGCUGCCGGACGAGAGCUUCCGCAUGUACAGCAAGGGUGCUUCUGAGAUCGUGCUCAAGAAGUGCUGCAAAAUCCUCAAUGGGGCAGGGGAGCCCCGGGUCUUCCGGCCCCGCGACCGGGAUGAGAUGGUGAAGAAGGUGAUCGAGCCCAUGGCCUGUGAUGGGCUCCGCACCAUCUGUGUGGCCUACCGUGACUUCCCCAGCAGCCCGGAGCCUGACUGGGACAAUGAGAAUGACAUCCUCAACGACCUAACCUGUAUCUGUGUGGUGGGCAUCGAGGACCCCGUGCGGCCCGAGGUCCCAGAAGCCAUCCGCAAGUGCCAGCGAGCAGGCAUCACAGUCCGCAUGGUCACCGGUGACAAUAUCAACACGGCCCGGGCCAUCGCCAUCAAGUGUGGCAUCAUCCAUCCUGGGGAAGACUUUCUGUGCCUGGAGGGCAAGGAGUUUAACCGGAGGAUCCGCAACGAGAAGGGGGAGAUUGAACAAGAGCGAAUUGAUAAGAUCUGGCCAAAGCUACGGGUGCUGGCUCGCUCCUCCCCCACGGACAAGCAUACCCUCGUCAAAGGUAUCAUCGACAGCACACACACGGAGCAGCGACAGGUGGUGGCCGUGACAGGGGAUGGCACCAACGACGGGCCUGCGCUCAAGAAGGCUGACGUGGGCUUCGCCAUGGGCAUCGCAGGCACGGAUGUGGCCAAGGAGGCCUCGGACAUCAUCCUGACGGAUGACAACUUCAGCAGCAUCGUCAAGGCAGUGAUGUGGGGCCGCAACGUCUAUGAUAGCAUCUCCAAAUUCCUGCAGUUCCAACUAACAGUCAACGUAGUGGCUGUGAUUGUGGCCUUCACAGGCGCCUGCAUCACGCAGGACUCCCCUCUGAAGGCCGUGCAGAUGCUCUGGGUAAACCUCAUCAUGGACACGUUCGCCUCGCUGGCCCUGGCCACUGAGCCGCCCACCGAGACCCUGCUUCUGAGGAAGCCAUACGGCCGUAACAAGCCCCUCAUCUCUCGGACCAUGAUGAAGAACAUCCUGGGCCAUGCCGUCUACCAGCUCACCCUCAUCUUCACCCUGCUUUUUGUUGGUGAGAAGAUGUUCCAGAUCGACAGUGGGAGGAACGCGCCCCUGCACUCGCCACCCUCGGAGCACUACACCAUCAUCUUCAACACCUUCGUCAUGAUGCAGCUCUUCAACGAGAUCAACGCCCGCAAGAUCCAUGGCGAGCGCAAUGUCUUUGAUGGCAUCUUCCGGAACCCGAUUUUCUGCACCAUCGUGCUGGGCACCUUUGCCAUCCAGAUAGUGAUCGUGCAGUUUGGGGGGAAGCCGUUCAGCUGCUCUCCGCUGCAGCUGGACCAGUGGAUGUGGUGCAUAUUCAUCGGGUUGGGAGAGCUCGUCUGGGGUCAGGUCAUCGCCACCAUCCCGACCAGCAGGCUCAAGUUCCUCAAGGAGGCGGGGAGGCUCACGCAGAAGGAGGAGAUCCCAGAGGAGGAGCUGAAUGAGGACGUGGAGGAGAUAGACCACGCCGAGAGGGAGCUGCGGCGGGGCCAGAUCCUGUGGUUCCGAGGCCUGAAUCGGAUCCAGACCCAGAUUCGCGUCGUGAAGGCGUUCCGUAGCUCUCUCUAUGAAGGUCUAGAAAAGCCUGAGUCUCGAACCUCCAUCCAUAAUUUCAUGGCUCACCCCGAAUUCCGGAUCGAAGAUUCACAGCCCCACAUCCCCCUCAUUGACGACACCGACCUGGAAGAAGAUGCCGCACUCAAGCAGAACUCGAGCCCGCCGUCAUCGCUCAACAAGAACAACAGCGCCAUCGACAGCGGGAUCAAUCUGACGACUGACACAAGCAAAUCAGCUACCUCUUCAAGUCCAGGGAGCCCCAUCCACAGCCUGGAGACGUCGCUUUAGCUGAGGACCCCGCCGCCACCCACCCCCGGGCCCCACCCAUCCAGGCACCCAGCUCACCCAAGCAGCAACGAGCAACAACAGGAAACCAAAUACUGGCGAGAAAACCAACAUUUCCACCCAAAAGACCCUUUUUCUGGCUGCGAUGCUGUUUGAACUCUUUUUCACUUUGAGGCAAGGGGCGGGAUCUCCUUGGGGAGGGGGGGCUUGCGGGAGUGAGCGAUUUUCCCAGAACAAGCCCUUCACGGCUCCCGCCCGAACAUGGACCAGCCAUGCACCCGCCAGGCCACCACAUCCCCUGCAUGAAUGUACUGUGCACUUCCAGUCCUCCCCUUGUUUGGUUUGGGGGGGGUCGGGGAGGGUUUUUUGUUUGUUUUCUUAGGCGGGAACUGACAACAGACUCUUUUCUGAGACUAUUUAUCCAAUCGACUGGUCUGUGAGUUUUUGAAAUGCUUGCGCAGCAUGGUCUCAGUUGCAUAGGUUAAUUUAACAACUUUUUGAAACUGCAGAGCUUAACUCACCUAGUAAAUUUGCACCAAUGGAACCGAAGAACUUCAUAGACACUCACAAGGUUAUAUCCAUUUCUUUGUAUCUAUAUCAACGUAUACUUCUGCAAGACUGUAUACGUCCAUAUAGAUAGGUAUACACACACACACACACACACACACACACAGAUAUAUAAAGUUUUUUUGCCGGCAUGUUGCCUUGUUUCCGCUUAAAUGCUCUAUUUUAACUUAUUUAUGUCCUAAAACAAGAAUGUAAUUUGUUUACAAACCUGUAGAUAACGUCUUUGGCUAUUUGUACGGUUUAAGAACACUGGUGGCUGAGAUGCUAUAAAGACAGCUCAGCCCAACAGACACUUCCCUGGAUUGCAUCCUUGAUGUUUUACAAUAGCCAUGCUCUGAUUUUUGCCUGCUGUUUCCGUUCAAUUAUGUCACUACCGCGGGAGGCUCAGGCAGACGCCAAAUGCUACUGAGUGUCCAUCCGGAGUGGGUUAACACCGUGCUCGUGCUCCGUAGACACAGGGAGAGGAGGAGAGAAGGCUUCCUAGGUUUGCAGCACUAACGGCCGGCCCGGCCCGAGGAGGAUGACGGGGUCCGCCAAGCUCUGAAGACUUUUCUCUCGAUGAAACUCGCUUGAGUUUACUAAGAGCAUUUCAAAAAAAAGGUUCUCUUUGGCACUGUCUGUACAGAGAUUGAGGUAGUGUUGCAAUAUUAUAAAUGCUACUGUGUUGAUUUUUUUUUUUUAGUAAUUUAGAGGUUUAUUUACUUAUAAAUUGCAGCGUAUAAGCUGUUGGCAUACUGGAUGAGGAUCAUUAAGGCCUGCUGCUUUUAUUUUUAUUUUUAUUUUUGAAGAAGAGUAGCCUUUUUCUCUGCACUAUUUAGAUCCGAACGAACCUUAUGAUGUGUAUAUUGAGAUGUAUUCAGUGUGAUUUUUAAACCAAAUUGUCUUCCUGUAGUCGCAAUAUAUACUGUAGCCUUUUGACAGCAAGUCUCGCUUUCCCAGACAGAAAGCCAUUCUGAAACCCUACAGUAUCACAGGUGAGAAAAGGUGGUUAUUUUCCCCCCAAGACAAUAACAGCACUAGUAAUCCCACUUAAUGAGAGCUUAUUUAAUUGUACGUCAGCCUCUUAACUGCUAAGCACUUUGUGGGUAUCAGCUUUUUUCAUAAAAGAACUUUUGUAUUUAAUACAAAGUUUGCUUUGAGACUUUUCAGCAUACAAUCUUUUUCCAUAAACUUGUACAGUGCAAAAGACAUUUUGAAUACCAUGAUCGAUGACGUCCCAUGCUUCGAGGAAAACCAAACACUUUUCCACCUCGCUUGCAAAAUUCAUUCCUCAUACUGACCUUUCCCACAGUUGCUCUGUGUCAGCUCGGCCCUUCCCUUCUCCAGGCCCAGAGAAUUCUUCCACAAACAAGAUGAGAGCCACUCGGGAAAAGAGCCAUAGUCAGCUGGGAGGGCCUACAUCUGGGUGGCUGUGAAGAAACCUGAGGGUUUGGGAUCCCAAGUCAGCCCAUCCCACCUGGCAAAACCUUCCUGGAAGGAGGACCUUCCGUGUGCGAGAGCAUCACCUGAUUGUCGUGAAGGAAUAUCUCUGAAUGUACCCAGCAGAGGAAACUGCAUCCCCAAAGGGGUGACCAGCCCUCAGAUAUGCUUACUGGAUUCCAAUACAAACACCACAAAAAGCCAGCCCACUGCUCGCCUGCCGAGAAAGUAGAGACCCGCACAUGUAAAACAUGGAGCAGCCUUGGAACACGGUGUUUUUUUGUAGCUUCCUUUCUCAAGGUUUUCCAUCUCCCCACCUUCUUUGUUCCAAUCUUGUGUCCAUGACCUCAUUCCACGACACCAGGAAAGCUGUGCUUGCACACCCAUGCUCCCUGUUUAUUUGGAGCCAGGACACAGGGAAAAACAGGAGGGGUUUCUCUGAGUGGAGCCUAGCUUGGAGAACAGGGAGCAACGGAAGUAACGGAGGACACCCGACAUUAGCGUUGGUCUUUUCUUGUCAGGAAUGAUGGAUGCUCACACAGACACACACACACACACACACACACACACACAGAGGAAAUGAUUGGUUUGUCCAAACUCACUGUAGUACAUAAAGCUUGCACUCUGCGUCCUAUAUCUAGCAGCAUGGGGUA
Messenger RNA from Panthera uncia (snow leopard), 7309 nucleotides. It is a transcript of the gene ATP2B2, whose product is annotated as ATPase plasma membrane Ca2+ transporting 2. The record is from RefSeq and is a predicted model, not a curated record. Gene Ontology annotation, biological process: regulation of cytosolic calcium ion concentration; calcium ion transmembrane transport. NCBI's taxonomy places the organism in Eukaryota, Metazoa, Chordata, Mammalia, Carnivora, Felidae. Gene Ontology annotation, molecular function: ATP hydrolysis activity; P-type calcium transporter activity; ATP binding. Gene Ontology annotation, cellular component: postsynaptic density membrane; intracellular membrane-bounded organelle.